AUGACGGAAAAUAUCCCGCCCGCAACCACUGCUGGCGCGACCGGCCCUAAUGGCGUCCCGGCUACUUCUGGGUCGGAACAAGUGCAGAGUCGCGGGAUCCCAUAUUAUGAGAAGCUUAGACGCGAACUGAGAGAGACAAUACAGAAGAAGCGGCUAAUGGAUAAGAACAUGGCCGCCCUAGAAGAAUCGAUAUACCGCUUCGAGCAAUCCUACCUCGAAGAAACCGGCGCGGGAAACAUAAUUAAAGGGUUCGACAAUUAUAUCAAAGGCUCCUCUGGCGGCACAAACACAACCCCUUCCCACGCCCCGACACCCACCUCCGCUUCCAUGCCAGGCUUUCAGAGAGACAACAGCAACAACAGCAACAACAACACUAGAGACCAUAAAGAGACUUCCAACGCCAUCAGCAACAACAACAGCAGCAACAGCAAUCCACCCGCCCCCAACACCGUGAAGACGAGCACGAAUAAAAAAAACAGGAAAUCAUCCGCCGCGACGAUUGCCAACGCGAACGCAAACGCCAGCGCCACUUCCAACGCUAAUGCUAAUGCCAACACGAGUACAAAUACAAAUUCAGUCGUUAAUGCAACUGCAAAUGCAAAUGAUGCGAAUUCGGGUAAUGGGGCUGGGGGCGCGAGGGGACGGGAGAGGGAUGGAGAUGAUGAUGCUGAGUCUGGGGGUAAUAAGCCGCCAGUGAAGAGGUUGAAGAUUACGUACGGGCGGGAGUGA
Molecule: messenger RNA, 729 nt
Organism: Histoplasma capsulatum G186AR
Lineage: Eukaryota; Fungi; Ascomycota; Eurotiomycetes; Onygenales; Ajellomycetaceae
Exons: 3
Coding region: 1-729 (242 amino acids)
Cellular component (GO): NuA4 histone acetyltransferase complex
Source: RefSeq, a predicted model, not a curated record